AUGGCCACCUCCCAACCCAACCUCUACAGCUUCCCCAACACUGAAGCGCUGGCCAAGCAAUUGCGGUCUUACGUCCUGCGCUGCCAGAAUGCCGCUUUGACCCGCCACGACACCUUCCGCGUCGCCGUCUCGGGCGGUUCCCUUCCCGUCGUGCUAGCCAAGGCCCUCCUGGCCGAGAGCAAUGGCUCCCCCGAGGAUACCCCGCAGUUCAGCAAAUGGCAGAUUUUCUUCGCUGAUGAGCGCGCCGUGCCCCUCGACGAUAAGGACAGCAACUACCUCCUCCUGAAGGACGAAUUGCUCAGCAAAAUCCCCGCGGAGCUCGGUGCUCCGACCGUCCACCCCAUCGAUGAGAAGCACGUCCACGACGGUGACACCCAGGCAUUGGCCGACGUUUACCAGGAGGACUUGAUGCGCUCGUUUGCCGCCAAGGAAAGCGUCAAGCUACCCGUCUUCGACCUCAUUCUUUUGGGCUGUGGUCCGGAUGGCCACACCUGCAGUCUGUUCCCGGGUCACGAGCUCCUGCGCGAGAAGGACGCUUGGGUGGCUCCCGAGACCAACUCUCCCAAGCCCCCGCCUAAGCGUAUUACCCUGACCUUGCCCGUGGUUACCUCUGCCUUGAACAUUGCUUUUGUGGCUACCGGUGGGGGCAAGAAGGAAAUUAUGAAGGCCAUCUUCGAUAACGAGGAAGGCCGCAGCCUCCCCUCGGCUCUGGUAAACCACGGUGCUGGUGACAAGGUCAGCUGGUUCACUGAUCACCCCGCCGUGGAGGGCAUUGCAUUCCCUCGUCGUGGUAGCCUGUGA
Messenger RNA from Penicillium cataractarum, 801 nucleotides. Its product is annotated as 6-phosphogluconolactonase. The record is from RefSeq and is a predicted model, not a curated record. Gene Ontology annotation, molecular function: 6-phosphogluconolactonase activity. The coding region runs from base 1 to 801 and encodes 266 amino acids. Lineage: Eukaryota; Fungi; Ascomycota; Eurotiomycetes; Eurotiales; Aspergillaceae. Gene Ontology annotation, biological process: carbohydrate metabolic process; pentose-phosphate shunt. The transcript has a single exon.